This is a messenger RNA of Spodoptera frugiperda (fall armyworm), 1727 nucleotides long. RefSeq names its product protein rtoA-like. The coding region runs from base 627 to 1676 and encodes 349 amino acids. The record is from RefSeq and is a predicted model, not a curated record. The transcript has a single exon. Lineage: Eukaryota; Metazoa; Arthropoda; Insecta; Lepidoptera; Noctuidae.
CCUCCUUACUCCUUAAGAAUGGUCGUGAUCGUGAACAGAAAAGAAAAUAAUUUAAUUUACGUUUCUGUAAUUUAACAAAACCACAUAAUUAUAGUUUUGAUUGAAGUUAGGAGCCAACCCUGCGAUGCCUGUAGAGUAUACGAGAGGCGAUUUCCAUAAUCUCAAUGAGUUGAAUUAAAAAUAAUAAAAUAGACUACAUAGGUACCCAAACUUGUAAUACACAUUGAAAAGUUCUUUAAUUGUGUAAAAACUACGAUUGUUUAAUUCAUAAGUUAUGUAGACAUGUUGUGCAAAAUAUUUGACACGAAUUCCAACACAACGAUUAAGGACCCUACAACCCCUCAUCUUCAGGAAAUCCUGCUACACUGGUCUCGUUGGCUGAGUACCAUUGUUUUCUUUCUAUGUGUGCCCCUGGCACAAGAUUACAUUGAGAGUAAUUAGCUGGAACAUUAAAAUAUUAGAUAGUUUGUUUUUUGGCUUCUUCAAUAACCGAGUGAACGAAGGGUUAACUAACAGCAAUUUUCGUAAUGCACGCCGAGGUCUCGGGACUUCCUCGACGUUGUUAUAAAUACUAGUAGGCACAGUUAAAGUUGAAUUUAUAAUCUUAAGUUUUCUCCAAACACAAAAUGCUGUUAAAGCUGAACUAUAUUUAUGUUUUGCUCCCAACUAUUAUGUUAAAAAGUAUUGCGACGAUACCUGUACAAUCCGCUGGUGAGUUUGUAGAAGAGAACCUGCGCGUCCGAGUGCGGCGACAAGACGGGUACGUGUACGACAAGCCCAGUGUAUCAUUUGACCUGCCGCAGAGGUCUACUCCGGCACCUACUCAAGCACCGAAUGUUGACAGGACGCUGACGCAGACAAUGUAUUACGCGUAUCCAGUGCCGGCCGGCGGAGACACCGUGAACAUUGGACAAACUUCGAAGAGCACAGCUACCACUGCCACAGCUGGAUCGUCGGGUACAGGUGGAGGUGGGGGAUACAACUACGGGUCCUCUGGUACUGGAAGCGCAGCCGGUGGCUACGAUUAUAGUUCUCAAACAUCUGGAACUCAAGUCAACAGUGGUUCUCAGGUCUCAACAGGAUCACAGACCACUACAACUGGAAGUCAAACUGCCACUAACACUGGUACUUCUCAAUCUAGUUCUGGGUACGGUAACAAUGUUCCGUCACCUACUCUUUCUCCGACUCUUCAGGGUUCUUCAGACGUAUCCACAAGCGCACCAAAAUAUUUACCUCCCACUGAAAGUGGUACAUCUGGAGGAAGUGCUACCACUGGUGGCAGUGUGAGCAUUGGGGGUGUCUCUAUUAAUUCCGGUUCUGGACAAGGAUACGCUGGUACUACUUCGGUUCAAGCUGGUUCAGUGGGAACUCCAUCUGAUAAGUACUUGCCACCAUUAGGUACUUCAACAUCUGGAGCUUCUGGUACAUCGAUCGGAGGCACCGUCACUGGUACGACGGCAGGCAUUCAAACUAACGCAGGUGGUUCGGUAUCUAUUCCAAGUGCCUCAUAUUUGCCACCCAAUUCAUCUGCACCAUCAGCAUCUCCUGCAGGAGCUCCUAGCCCUCAACCAGCUCCAGCGCCACAAACUGGUUACAUACCACCAGCAAGAACUAAUUCUGGAACAGGAACAGUAUCAACUCCAGCAUCGGGAUACUUACCCCCGUCGUUUUUUUAGACUAAGACUUACAAAAUUACAAUAAAUACGUAAAUAAAUAUGUGAAUUGAA